This is a messenger RNA of Scleropages formosus (Asian bonytongue), 1366 nucleotides long. RefSeq lists its product as uncharacterized. The record is from RefSeq and is a predicted model, not a curated record. Lineage: Eukaryota; Metazoa; Chordata; Actinopteri; Osteoglossiformes; Osteoglossidae. The transcript is spliced from 8 exons. The coding region runs from base 31 to 684 and encodes 217 amino acids.
GAGUGCUCUGUAUGUACUCGACCAGGGGACAUGCCUGAGGAGCACAUUAUGAUUUGCCACAGCAUGCUUGGGCUCACACUGCUGCUGCUGUCUCUGACGGCGAACCUCCACCUGGGCUUUGUUUGGGCAAAAAGUAUUGACCCAACAGAUGGUCCCAAAACUACAAAAUCCUCAGCCUCGUGCCCUCCUCCACCGGUGAUGGAAAAUGUACAGCCAUUCAAUGAAACACAGACACUCCAAGAGGGCUGCAUAUUGCGGUAUGCCUGCAAGAAGGGCUAUCUGAGAAAAGCAGGGACCUCCAACUAUUUUCAAUGUGUUAAUAAAAAUGGAACCCUGAAGUGGCGUCACGGAGAGUUUGCCUGCAUAAGUAUGUCAGAGACGAAGACAGUCGAAGUUCCUCAUAUAGAUUGUUCCAAAGCUAAGCCAAAAGCUCAAUCUACCACUAUGGAAACAAGCACAGUGCAACACUUGUCGCUAUCUACAAGAUCAGAACAAGAUAAAUUAAUUCAAAAUUUGGAUUUUUCAUGUGUAACAAUUGGAGUCUGCAGUGCGGCUGGACUCAUUCUCGGUCUCAGUAUUGGAGGAGCUGUACUGUGGCGCCAAAGACAACACUCAAAGAAGCGCCAAGGCGGACAUGGAGGUGUACACAUCACAGAGACACAGCCCAUAUCCCGUGUAGAAUGAACCAAGCUGAAUGAAGACAAACAAAUGUUUGGGUUUUGGAGUUUUAAAGGACCCAGAUCUUGAGGCUACGAUGUUAUAAUUGCUGUUAGAUACACAGCUUGUCUAUUAAACUGAAUGUCAAUUACCAAUACAUGUCAGCUGUAGUAGUAGCAUACAGAACAGAACUUUCAUAUAUGAGUUUGUAAGGCAACUUGACACAUCUAACUGGGUUUGAAAGAGGCCAGACAGUCAGUGCAUAAAUAACAGGAAAAACUGCACUACAAAAAUUAGACCAGGGGGUCAAUAUAGAAAAUUGUUACCAUGUACCAGCUUACAGCAAUGAAAACCGUAUCAAAAAGUUCUUCCAAUUUAUUUAUCAUAACCUGUUGUCUAAGGCAUGGGACAAGUGGUUCAGAAAAUGUGUGUGUGUGUGUGUGUGUGUGUGUGUGUGUGUGUUGUCUAAGGCAGCUUACAAUGUUAAUGUUGUAUAAAGUGCUUACAAAGUCACAAGAGAGCAAUCAGAUAAUAAUAAUGCAAUAUAAAAUAUUGUGCUACCGCAAGAUGAGUUACACUAGACAACCGUUGGUAUUAGACAAAAGACAGUGAUAAGCAAUGCCAGUGACAGGCAAAGUGAAGCCAUUAUCAAGUUGUGAUUCGUACCUGAUUCUGAGUGGAGUCUCGCUCCAUUCUUCAGUGUUACUAG